AUGACUUCACCUGCAUCGUUGAAGCGCGAGAAGCGUGACUUCAGCGAACAGACCAUCGCCGUCGAAGUGGGAUCGGAGAGGACCAGUUUCCUAGUCCACCCAUCAAUCUUGAGCAAAAACUCCAAAAUUCUUCAGAGCUGCUCUAGAACCCAGCCACAUUCCACACCUACAUCGCCUACCUCUACUCCGGCGGCUACAUUCCGGACCCUCCAAGCUCCAAGCUCCGACUUCAACGCCAUCAAGCACCACCUCACCCUCCUCAGCACCCUCUUCAUCCUCGGCGAACGCAUCGACGACACCUGCCUCCGCAACACCGUCAUCAAAUACCUCCUGCUCUCCAGCGGUCGCACAGGGUACUGUUACGUCCAACCUCUCCUCACGCUAGCCUUCUCAAACUCAGCCUCCCACCCCGACUCUACCCUACGCGCCUACCUCGUUGACGCCGCGUUGGCGUACAUGAUGCCAGAGUGGCUGGAGGCGAAUUGGGCUAUUUUGCCGGGGGAGUUUUUGAGGCUGGUUAUGGUGGGGUGGGCGAGGGGGCCGGUGGAGAGGAGAGGGGGGGGGGACGGGUUAAGUAUAGGAUGUUGUUCGAGAUGGAGGUGUGUUGUUAUCAUGAGCAUGAUGGGGAUGUUCCGGUGGAGGAGGCGUGUUUUGAGGUUGUGGGGAGGGCGAGGAGGGAGAAUAGGAAGAGGGGGGAGAGGGGGAGGGCUAAGGCUGUGGGGGGAUUGGCGGUGUAUUUUUGGGAAGGGUGAAAUGUGGAGUGAGAUGUGUUGGAAGACUUGUGUUGAGGAUGGGAGUGGAGAGAGGAGUUGGAAAGAUUAUUAA
Messenger RNA from Fulvia fulva, 825 nucleotides. RefSeq lists its product as uncharacterized. NCBI's taxonomy places the organism in Eukaryota, Fungi, Ascomycota, Dothideomycetes, Mycosphaerellales, Mycosphaerellaceae. The record is from RefSeq and is a predicted model, not a curated record. The transcript is spliced from 3 exons. The coding region runs from base 1 to 825 and encodes 274 amino acids.